Molecule: messenger RNA, 2369 nt
Organism: Periophthalmus magnuspinnatus
Lineage: Eukaryota; Metazoa; Chordata; Actinopteri; Gobiiformes; Gobiidae
Gene: mmp28
Product: matrix metallopeptidase 28
Exons: 8
Coding region: 127-1689 (520 amino acids)
Biological process (GO): collagen catabolic process; proteolysis; extracellular matrix organization
Cellular component (GO): extracellular matrix
Molecular function (GO): zinc ion binding; metalloendopeptidase activity
Source: RefSeq, a predicted model, not a curated record
UUGAGCUGUCAGGCGAGCAGCAGCAUGCUCUCUGACAGCGACGAAAACCAUGGAAAAGUAGCAGCGGACGCACAGAAAUGCCAUGUUCUGGGAAUGGAAGGCGCACGGUUUUGAGGCUGUCCCGAGAUGAGACGUGAACCUCCGGACCGGUGUGCAAGCGGCGGACGGGCGCUCUGGGUCCUGGCUGUGACCGCGCUGCUGACAGCUGGACCCGCUGGAGGCUCACCGCUGGACCCUGAGGUUUUUCUAGAAAAGUAUGGUUACCUCCACGAUGACAGCCAUGUUCAUAAUGCCAUUGAGCUGCAGUCUGCCAUUCGGGAGUUCCAGUGGCUAUCUCGCCUUCCCGUUACUGGCAGACUGGACAGUGCCACUUUGAGGCAGAUGGCUGAGCCCCGCUGUGGAGUGUCUGAUGAGGGCACCCACCAGAUCUGGGCUCAGAGAAUCAACACCGUUUUUACUGGGGAAAAAGCCAAAUUGCGGCAGAAAAAUCGCAGAAAACGCUCUGCUACUCAAGUUGAGAAGUGGUACAAGCGUCACCUCACCUACCAGAUUGUAAAUUGGCCUCGUCACCUGUCUCCGGCCUCAGUACGACUGGCAGUGCGGGCGGCCUUUCAGCUCUGGAGCAAUGUGUCGGGCCUUGUGUUCCAAGAGUCCCCUAAAGGGGCAGCGGCGGACAUCCGACUGGCCUUCUAUGACGGGGACCACAAUGAUGGAGCCAGCAACGCCUUUGAUGGGCCAGGAGGGACUUUAGCUCACGCAUUCCUGCCUCGGCGUGGAGAGGCUCACUUCGACAUAGCGGAGCGGUGGACCCUGAAUGGCCACAAGGGGCACAAUCUGUUCCUGGUGACGGCGCAUGAGAUCGGGCACACUCUGGGCCUCGAGCACUCACCAGUGAGACACGCCCUCAUGUCGCCCUACUACAGGAGACUGGGACGCAGCCUGAUGCUCAGCUGGGACGAUAUCAUCUCUGUGCAGCAGCUCUAUGGAAAGCCAUCAGGGGAGCGUACUGUCAGACUGCCAGGACAGGUGCUCCACACAGUGCUGCAGCAGUGGGAGCUCACAGAGACUCCCCAGAGCACCACCCACCCUCUCUACUGCCAAGAGGCGUUUGAUGCCAUCACUAUGGACCAAAACGAUACAGUGCUGGUGUUUCGGGGCAGUUUUUUCUGGACAGUGUCACCCAAAGGUGCUGUUACUAGACCCCUGCCUCUCCGACAGCGAUGGGCAGACCUGCCUCCAGCCAUCGAAGCAGCUGCCUUCUCACCUAUAGACUCCAAGUUGUACUUCUUCAAAGGGCGAAGGAUGUGGCGGUAUUCUGGCUCUCAGCUGGACCCAGGUUUUCCCAGGAGAACAGUAGAGUUGGAGCUCCCUCGGCACCCUGACUGUGCCUUCUUCUAUGCCCCUCUGGGACACAUGAUCCUGUUUAAGGGCUCACGAUACUUUGUUCUGAACCUGAGGACGCUGCAUGCAGAGCCCUACUACCCCCGCAGAUUGUCAGACUGGACAGGGGUGCCGCAGGGCACCAAUGGGGCUGUGACCCGCCAGGAUGGACGCCUCUACCUGUUCAGACAGCAGCAUUUCUGGAGGUUUGACCCCCUGAAAGUGCGAGUGACCAAAGAGGGACUGUGGGCCAAAGAUCUAAGCUGGACUGGCUGCAGCAACAGUCCUCAGAGCAAUAAUAUUCUUUGACCAAUAGAUGGAGCUGGGACCUCAACAUCAAGUGCAAUGAAUUAAUGUUUAACUGUUUAAUUCAAAUACACACAACAAAUUUCUCUUACAAUAACCUGACUGUUGUUAUGUGGGUGAGAAAAUAAUUACAUUACAGCAGAGUGAAUUACUGGUGAACUCUGGAUUGCCUCAUACAAGAACUGCUCUGUUAGAUUUGCACAAUGUUAGAAGAUGUUUUUUUUUAAGAUGUUAGGAGAAAAAUCUUAUGUUGUUUUUAAUCUUAUGUAGUUAUAUUCAGUAUGAAAAGUCCACAUGUUGAAAAUAAGAGGCAACAGGAGAGCUUUUAUAAACAUUUUACUGUUUGAAUCAUAAGUAUCAUAUUUUGUCUUAAACUGGACUCCUAAUCUUUAGAUCUGUAUGAUCACACGCACAACCAUCUGAGAGAAGAAAAGAGGGGUUAUACCAUCUGGUGAGACAGUCCUCCACUGUAGUUUCACUUAAUCUCUCUCUGUACAGCUGAUCCUACAGUGUACUGAGGUUAGAGCCUCAUGAUAAUAUAAGGGACGGCCUGUCUACAUGGACUCAGCUGUCAGUUCACCAUUAACAUUGACUUAAACAGUUAACAGUUCUGAACUGGGUCAUUUGCAUUAGUACACAGUAUUUCUAUACAUAUGAAGAGUCUACUUACCAAUAUUCCAGCA